Messenger RNA from Wyeomyia smithii (pitcher-plant mosquito), 2778 nucleotides. RefSeq lists its product as uncharacterized. Gene Ontology annotation, molecular function: protein binding. The coding region runs from base 272 to 2650 and encodes 792 amino acids. The transcript is spliced from 6 exons. The record is from RefSeq and is a predicted model, not a curated record. NCBI's taxonomy places the organism in Eukaryota, Metazoa, Arthropoda, Insecta, Diptera, Culicidae.
UUAAGCAGGACAGCAGCGGGUAAGGUUCGUUAGUGUAACCGUCCGUACGUGGCGUAUGAUUUUAAGUGCCAACAUCAAUGCGCGUACUUAUGCGGAAUAGCCGUUAUCAGAGAGUUAAUGUUAAAGGUCACGCUAAUACGAAAAUAUGUGAAACAAUCCAUCGUAGCACUACAGAGUUGAACGAAUUUGCGAUGCAUCGAUCGUGCAUUCGUGUCUGUCCGUGAGCUUUGUGCUGUGAUCAGCCAAUAUAUUACCGCCUAGUGGUGGCAUAAUGCUAGUGAUAACAGUGAUGCUGUGGUGCGUAGCAAGUUCUACGUCAGCAAAGGAAGUUGUCUCUUUUUAUGGCAGUAAGCGAACGAUGAUAUCACCUAGUGUUUUCAAAACAGACAGCGUGAUUGAUCUACAAUCAAAUAUCACAUCAUAUAGUGUCGGGUGCAUGCUUGAGGCUACAAAAAGCGGCGUCGAUAGCCGGUUUCUUGCCUUCUAUCAAAAUAACACGAAAGUUGACUCUCAGAUUGUAAAUGAUACUACAAUAGAAUUGAAGGUGGACCUGCUGCAUAAUAACGAAUCUACGAUAUGUGGUGUAAAAACUUACCUAUGCAGGCUUAAUCAAACGCGGGAGGUUCAUAGCACAACGAUUUUCAUCGGCGAACCUCCGCAACCGAUAGAUCUUGCUGACUUCCGUUGUAUAUCCGAGAAUCGCGAAUAUCUGGUAUGUGAUUGGCCGCGGAAUGACUACUGUAAUCUCCAUACGUGGUACCAAUUGGUAAUGAUUAGACAUCACAUGCCUAGCAGCUGUGAGCUGGUGGAGCUCCCGGCUGGGCGAAUCCAAUUCGACAGCCGAUCGGAAACUUGUUCCUAUUCUGCCACACAAAGGAGCAUUACCUUCGAGUUGGAAUCGCGCAACUUUAUUGGUAAUACUACGAUAGAGUAUCAUUUUGAUCACUACGACUUGGUGAGGCCGGCUGCUCCAAAGUUUCUGGAAAUCUCAAAUGUUACCACUACCAGUUUUGAUGUUACAUGGAGCCUGAGCACGAAAUUGUUAAAUUUGGACCGACAGCUGGAAUUUCAGUUUUUGUUAGUUUCCGAGUAUGGAGUUGAAGAGAGUGCUUUCACCAAUUUGUCGUUCAGAAGAGAUGAAAGAUUGAGCCAUUCCUUACAAGGUUUAACACCAUACACCCACUAUAAGCUGUCGAUACGGCUUCGAGUAGUUCCAAACCAACCAAGGCCUUCGGAAAAUGAUUAUUGGUCAGAUUGGAGUUCAGCUACAAUUAAAACCAAAGCCUGUCGACCAUUCCAAGCUCCUGCAACACUCCCUGGAGCAUAUAGUCUGCGAGAAAUAACAGGAAGUUUUGCUACUGUUGAUGUUUUUUGGCUAAAAAUUCCUCAGUACCUGCACAAUGGUGGAAGGUUCCGAUACGACGUGUCGGCAAUCGACAAAUCCGGUACAAGAUAUCUUCCUUCGUCGGUGAGCAACGAAACUGCUACUUUUCAUCAUUUAAAACUGGAUUACUACCGAGUUGAAAUAACCUGCCAAAACGUGGAAGGACCGGCCGACGGCGUAAGUGUGAUAGAAAUAUAUCCUCCAGCGGAAGAUCUUAAGCCAACAAUUAAAAGGAUAUUACUACUUGAUGACUAUCAACUCUCGUGGUAUCCCGUACCACAAAUAGAUAAACUACUCAACUACACUAUAGUUUACUGUAAUUUCACCGCCACUGGUACAUGUCGAGAUGGUGUACAAUUCGCAACGGUUUCAGCAUCGGAAACAGUUUUCCAUAUCUCUUCAAAACAAGUGCUGAACUUCGCAAUAGCAGCCAACUACAGGGACCAUUCAUCGGACCUCUCGUGGCAAAAGUGUGUCGUAUCCGGUGACACGGGUAUUGGGCAACCCAAAUUCAGUGUUACCGACAUGACGAUGGAUUCCUUCGUUAUUCGCAUUGAUGACUCCUGUACGGAUCGAUCUCUCGUCGAGCGUUACGAGAUUACCGUGUCAACAAAAGUACCAGUCACCCUGGGGCGCAGUUUCUUCUUAGAGCCGUAUAUAUCAGUCGUUACUAUAGAUGGGCUCAGUUCUGCCACUGAAUACAGGGUGCUAGUGACGGCAUUCCACGAAUCAGGAUCUCCUCAGCACAAAAAAGCUGUUGUGCGAACGGCACAAAAUGGAAGCCUUUGGCAGUCGAUAUUAUACGCUUUAGGUGGACUAGUUAUAUUAAUAGCAGUCUGCAUACAUGCAUCACGUAAGGUAAAAAAGAUGAUGAAUAUCAAGGUCGAUAUUCCGCUUGGACUGGUUGGAAUCGACGAUUCCAGGACUGUCGCAAUACCCAACGAUCACCGAGAGAAAGUGGAUUCAAACCACAUUGUAAGCGAACAGGAAGUACCGUCUGUAGUACCGGCUCAGCGCAAACUAGACGAAAACUCAAACCUGCCCAUUUUAGCACAGUUGUCUGCAACUUCGAAUAAUCUCGAGCGACUCCGGAAAACUGUGCACACGGCAACAGAUAAUUUGUACAUAUCACCCGAGCAGAUGACACCUUCACCGGUGAAAAAACCUAAAGAAAAUCAGUUCAGUGCCAUUUCUACAGCAUCGUCGGGAUAUGUGGACCUGAACCAAAUAGUCAAGAGCCAAGACAAUCGGUCAAUCGUUAUGUGAUAAACUGUAAAACAAGAGUAGAAAAUCGAUUGGAAUUGUUGAUCUGUUUCAUACACUUGGAACAUUUCUUUUAAACACUUUUUAGGCAAGGUUUAAUGACAAUAAAACUAAUAUUGAUUAUUUCAGUA